This is a messenger RNA of Moesziomyces aphidis, 1074 nucleotides long. NCBI's taxonomy places the organism in Eukaryota, Fungi, Basidiomycota, Ustilaginomycetes, Ustilaginales, Ustilaginaceae. The record is from the annotation of a GenBank genome assembly.
AUGGGCGUCGAAUCCAAGGAACCACUGCUGCACGACCUCGAGUCUGGGAGGCAGACGACGCCCGCCUCGCAGCGCACAUGCACGCCAUCGCUGUGGCUGCCCCCGCUCGCCUUUCUGCGACGCAAAAAGUUGCUCGUCGUUCUCCUGCUCCUGCCGGCCAUCUACCUCAUGCUCGUGUACAACGGCAACGCAUCCACACCGUUCGACUACAACACAGCUUCCGAAGCUGGUGCGCAUGUGCUCGACUCGCUGCAGUCGUCGCUCCACCACGCCGCGCCCGCGGUCAACGAGCUGGCAGGCAAGCUGCCCACCCCACCGCACCACUACGACGACGCACACCUCGACAAGGACGGCCACCUCCACAAUGCGCUGCUGGACAGUCUGCAUGUCGAAGGCACCUCCGAACUCGCCGCACUCAAGCAGAAGCUCGACCACGACCCAGCUGCGUCGGCUGCAACGUCCAAGCUGGAUCUGGCGCUCCAGGUGGGCGAGAUGACCAAGUUUGACGCCAAGGACGAAAGCAUGCUUCUGCUUCUUCACGCGCUCAGAGACAAAAAGUUCACGCUCCAAGACGACUGGAACGACAUCUUUUUUGAGCGCACGCCUCUGGCAGGCGGCCUCUUUGCCUCGCUCAACGCCGGUCCGACCAACAAGUUCACCCAGCUCCUCGCGCAGGUCGGCCUGCCCAAACCCUCCAACACCACCGGCCAGCCCUCUUCGCCCAAGUUCUCCAUCCUCAACGACGCACACCAGCUCUACUCGCUCUCGCGCGCCGACUGGGUGGCACGCAUGCGCGAGCCACUGGGACUCACCGUGUUCAGCAAGAGCUACUGCCCCUACUCGAAGCGCACCAAAGCGCUCCUCACCUCGCUCAACGCCACCUUCACCGUGUACGAGGUGGAUUUACGUCCGGACGCGCACAACCUGCAGCCAUUGUUGGCGCAGCUCACGCGCCACAAGACUUUCCCCACCGUCAUGGCCAGGGAUCACCUCGUGGGCGGCAACGACGAUGUGCAGGACUUGAACAAGAUCCAUGCGCUGAACAGCAUUCUUCAGUCCGUAGGCGCGCUCUGA